CAGCACAAGGACCUCGAUUCUGAUUUACGUCCGGCUGGCUUAAUUAAUGAGUGCAUUAAUUUUAAUAUUUUGAUCGAUUUGUUACGUAUAUUAGAUGCAUGGACUUUUCACGUUUCACAACUACAGCAUAAAAUAUCUUUUCGGAAAUUCCAACGAACCGAAGUAAAACACCGCCACUCGCCUUUCCUUUUUCACUGUGAAGUGCAAUCAACAAGCAUGGCUGCCUCACUGGAACAGAUCUUGGCACGACUUUUAGAGCCUGAUAAUGAUGUUAUCCAGAAGGCUACUCUUGAGCUGAAGGAAGCUUUUAAAGAUCCUGCAACUUUACAGAAUUUGUGUCACAUUCUGGGCACUUCUACACAGCCACAGAUUCGACAGUAUGCAGCAGUUUUGAUUCGGAGGAAGAUUCACAAGUCCAAGCAAUGGGCGGCUUUAGACAAUACAAUUAAAGACAGUAUCAGGGGAAAUAUUUUGCAGCUACUUGUGCAAGAGGACAACAAAAGUGCUCGCUCUGCCAUAGCUCAGAUUGUUGGGGUCAUUGCACGGCAUGAUACCCCAACCAAUCAGUGGCCAGCGCUCUUUGACUUUUUGGUCAGUUACAUCAAGGAUGAGGAUCCAGCAAAAAGAGAGACUGGAAUGUUUGUGCUUUCCACUGUUACAUCGAUUGCCUCGGAGCAAAUGAAGCCCCACAUGGUUUCCUUACUGAAUCUCCUGGCCCUGGCUCUCAAUGACACUGUCAACAUCGAAGUGGCCUAUCUCUCCAUCAAGUGCAUGACAGAUUUGGUCUUCUAUAUUGGUGACGAUGAAAUGACUCACAUUCAGAACGUAGUACCCAGAGUACUAGAGGUCGUGCAAAGUCUGGCUGCUGUGGAUGAGGAAAAAGCUUGUGUGGCCCUGGAAUUUUUUGAUGAACUUCUGGAGUCUGAAGUAGCCAUCAUUGUUCCUCACCUGAAAACCUUGGUGCAGUACUGUCUACAAAUUGCAAGCAGCAAAGAUCUGACUGAUCCACUCCGCGUUAAAGCUAUGUCCUUUGUGUCUUCUUUGAUCAGACUGAAGAAAAAAACUGUGCUCAAACACCACCUGGUGGACCCUAUCCUCCAGACCCUGUUUCCCAUCAUUUGUGACGAUGAGGAAGAGGAAGACGACGAUGAAGAGGAAGUGGAGUCUCACAGACCAUCACAGUUUGCUGUCCAGGUCAUCGAUACAAUGGCUCUUCAUCUGCCUGCGGAAAAAUUCAUCAAAAAAGUGACUCCUAUGGUGGAUACAUGUUUGAAAAGCAGUGAGGCCAGUCACAGACGUGCGGCUUACCUGGUUCUGGCUGUCAUUGUGGAGGGAUGUGCAGAUUACGUUAUGAACAAGUUGCUGUCCCAGAUGCUGCAGACUGUGUGCCAGGGUCUCAACGAUCCGGCCUCCAUGGUGAGGAACUCUGCUCUCUUUGCCGUGGGUCAGUUCUCGGAACAUCUGCAGCCCUGCAUAAGCAAUUACGCUUCAGAACUUCUUCCUCUGUUAUUUCAAUACCUGAACAAGUCAAUGGAAGAAGUUGAGAAAAAUCCCAAGGGUGUUGUCAAGAGCCACUACGCUCUUGAAAUGUUUUGUGAGAAUUUAGGUGUGGGAAUUCUGCCGUAUCUCCCGUCCCUCAUGGAGUAUUUGUUGAGUGUACUUCGAAAUUCUCCUCUCUAUAAACCAAAAGAACUGGCCAUAAGUGCUAUUGGUGCUGCUGCAAAUGCUGCGGGUGUGGAGAUGCGACCAUACUUCAAGGACAUUCUGGAUCUCUUCAAGGCAUACUUGACCACUUCAUCGGAAGAGGAGGAAGUGAAAAAGCUGCAAGUAGCUGCAAUUGACACACUGAGUGUCUUGGCACGCAGCAUCGGUGAAGAAACGUUCCGUCCCCUUUCUCGAGAGUGCACAGAGUUGGGUCUGAAUCUUCUGGAAACCUCUACAGACCCUGAUCUACGCAGAUGUGUGUAUGGAUUGUUUGCAGCUAUUUCGAUCAUCUUGAAGACAGAGAUGGCCGAGUACCUGGAGAGGAUCACCAAGUUCAUGGUUUCUGCCAUGAAGUCCACAGAGGGAGUUAAGGCUCAUUUUAAAGAUGAGAGUGACACUGUGACCAUAUUCAACGAGGAUGAGUUCAACGAUGACGAAAAUUUGGAUGCUGAUGAUGAGGAUGACUACAAACUGGAGGGCAUCAGUGUAGAAAAUGCUUAUCUGGAUGAAAAAGAGGACGCUUGCUGUGCAUUGGGAGAGCUGGCCCUCAACACUGGUGUUGCCUUCCUGCCGUACAUGCAGACGGCGUACACAGAGUCCAUGGAGAUGGUGGAGUACCCAGCCGUGGGCAUUAAGAAGGGAGCCUUCCAGGCACUGUGCCAGUUCUGUCUGUGCGUCCAUGAGGCCCAGAAACAGUCUCAGUCCAACGAGGCUGCUGAGGUUCUCAACACAAUGAUCCAAGGAAUUGUUCCUAAAUACCUGGAAGCCAUCAAGACAGAGCUUGAUCGCACAGUGGUCAUGACUGCCGUUGACUCCAUACAAGAGAUGCUGGACAAGAUUGGUCAGCCAGUGCUGGCUAUCACAGGGGCCACUGAUGCUAUACUGACAGCCAUGAAGGAAAUCUUCACCCACAAAGUGGCCUGUCAAGACCAAGAGGAAGACGCAGAAGAAGACAUGGAAGCGGAGUACGACAGUAUGCUCAUCGAGUCCGCAGGGGAUGUGCUUCCUGUCAUCGCACGCCUCAUGGGGGGCGAGAACUUCUUGCCUUUUUUCACGUCCUUUGUCACUGACUUGCUCAAAAGAUUGAAAGAGACGUCCUCCACAUCAGAAAAAUCUUUCGCAGUUGGAACUCUGGCAGAAGUGAUCGAGGCUUGUGGGUCUCCUGUGGGAUCAGCCUUCACUAACACACUGUAUCCAGUCUUCACUCGGAUGACAAAGGAUGAGGAUGAGGAAGUGCGCAGCAACGCGGUGUUUGCCCUGGGUGUUCUUGCUGUCAAUGGUGGUGAUGGUAUGAUCAGCCAUUACACUGAUAUUUUGAAGACUCUGUUUGCCCUGAUGAAUGCAGAACCGAACCCCCGAGUGUUGGACAAUGUCUGUGCAGCUGUGUGCAGAAUGAUGUGGCACAGCCCCAGCCAUGUUCCAGUCCCACAGGUGCUUCCUGUUGUGAUGCAGCUGCUGCCUUUGAAGGAAGACUUUGAGGAGUAUGUGACAGUCUUCACCUGUUUGAUGAAAUUCUAUGGAGACAAUGUGCCAGAGAUUGUUCCUUUCAUUCCAAAAAUACUCAGUGUUGUAACUGUGGUGGUUGGAACGGACAAAAUAAAACCAGAGACCCAAUCUGUCCUGGUUCAGUUUGUGCAGAACGUCCGCGAGAAGUUCCCGGCAGAGUUUGACCAGGUUCGCUCUGGACUUGAGCCUGCUCAAGCGGCCGUGCUUGACAACUGCUUGACCAUGAACCCUGGAGCUCCCGUUGCAUCCUGAUGGCCAGACCUCCCCCCCACCCCUGUCUUUCUCACGUGUAGAACAGUGAUAGUGGACAACAGAUUUCUACCUAAGAUUCUAUUCCCCGUUGUUGGUCUUUUCCUCACACUGCCUCUGCCUACUAAUAUUGUAAACUUUUAGUUUUUUUCUGUUGCAGGAUGCGGUGCCUGUUUACUUCACUUUUGCUCGUGCUAUUUAAAUAAAGCAGGUGGAAGUUUGCCUCUUUUCGUUUUGCUGGCCAUAAACUGAAGGAAGUUCAUUCUUUAAGCAUGCAGCUUCCUUGCUUUCUGAGGGAUCCUACACUAUCAUCAUUACAGUGGCAUGUCUAGAUAGAUUUAUAUAUGUCUAGUGUUUUGUUUAGCUCCAUUAUCUUACAGUUGUUGCUCUUGAGCUCCCAAUUUAAGCAAUAGUAUUAGUGAUACAAUGCUGUUAUGAAUAUGGUGCGUUAAUGAAUUUUUGGAAAAUGACUCUCUUCAUACAAAGACAAAACAAAUUGGUAUGACUUGUUGUGGUUGGUGCUUGCAAAUUUUUAAUUCUUCAUGGGUAAAAACAACAAAUCUUUAGCAUCAUAUAAUUUGUUAGGUGUCUCAGAAAAGAAAUGUGUUCGUCAUAUGUGUUCAAUAUUAUGUUAGUAUGUGUAUUUACUUGACAAUUUACUUUUUGUCAGUGUCCCUUAGCUUAAUAUACCUCAAGCAUUCUGAUAGGUUUGCCAGAAAAAUGCUAAAAGGUUUUCUUGGGUGUAUUUGUUUUGUCAAGAUAUUUUGUGAUGUAGUGUAACAGCUUCAGACAUUGCGUAUUGUGUUAAAUGGGAAUGUACUACAUUUUUUUAUUGGCGGGCCACUUACAAACAUUAGAACAACAAUUAGGGCCAGUCACCGUCAAGGUAUGUAAUCUAAUGACAACUAGUGUAUUGAGUUAUAAAUACAAAGAUUAUUAGCAGUGACUACACCGACUGGCCUGGCGGGUCUGUCUUUAACACACUUCUGUUGUAGACUCAAGAAUUUUGUCCUUACGUUUGGUAGAUGAUAGGCUUCAAAUAAUAAGAAUUUUGUUACCGUUUAGACCGCAGUAAAUCUUUGUAUGAAAUGAUUUUAUCUGAGUGCAAGCUGUUUCGUACCACUUUUGAAUAAAUAUUAUGAUCUGAUGCUAAAUAAAAGAAUCCUGAAGAUGUUAUUUAGGUGGUCGCUGAAAAGUUCAUUAUAUUUUUAUCUGCUGCAAAGGGAAGGUACCUGAUGUAUAUGAAGUGUACAGAAAAUCAGUCCCGAGUUGAGUCAACUCUUCAAGUAACGCAACAAUACCCUAACCUUUUAAGAAAAGUUCUGUAGCCCUCAUGACUUUUUUUGAUAAGUUUGGACCUUAAAGUUUUCAAAUACUGCACAGUGUUUAGUUUACACUGCCCAUUUCAAACUUUAAAACAUCCUUGUAAAAAGCCUUUUCGCUGCUCAUGAGUUUUGAGCAUUUGGUUUUUGGCUUACUUUUAUUGAGGGUCUAGACUUAUCCCAAGUUGUUUCUUGAUGGUGUUUUCUGUGAAUUCAGCUCCCUUUUCUGUUGAAAAUGUUGCAAACUAAAAUUCACUCCACCCCCCACCCCACCUGUAAAAAAACCCAAACCCUUCUACAGCUGUCUAGUUUUGGGAAAUUACAUGAUGUGAAAAAUUUCUUUUGUAAUUUUGAUAUUGCAACAAAGGUUAGGUUUUUCCACUUUUGUGAAAGACGUAAGAAAAAAAAAGCAAAAAAAAAAUGUUUUACCAUGCAUGUGGACUGAGCUCAUGAAAGCUUUGCUCAGUGUACCCCUGGUUGUGAUACUCGUGGACACGUAUUUUACAAUUGUAAAUCUUUUACUGGAAUCAAUUUUUGUCCCUUGAAUAAGAAACUAUUUGUUGUAAGUGAAAAAGAGGAGAGAGAGUGUGUCUAUGUAUGAAGUUGAUGUGAUUUCAUAAUUAGAAUAAUAAAAGUAACAUUUGCGGGGAUAUUUUGCUACUUAUAAGCGCUGUCUGUGAAAUUGAAAAUGUUGGUAAGUUAACACGAAGAGGAACAUUUCCGGUUUGAAUGGAAAUUUCUCUGUUGUAAUGUCACUCCGGUAAAAGUCUUCAAUACACUGUUGUUUUCAAUUACCAUUUAUGGAGCGCCAAAGUAGAACUGUCUUUGUCACUUAUGAUUCAUUAUGAGAAUAUGCAUGAAAAGAGUUUUGUUACUACUGAAACAAAAUUACAAACUUAAAGUUAAUUUAUUAUUGUAAUAAUGUAUAAACAAUCAGUAAUUGGGUCAAUGCCUUUUUGUGAACAUGUUAUGAGAUUGUCCAAGUCAUAUCUCAUAUUUUUGGGUAAGUGUAAAAGAACUUCUUAAUGUCUUAUCUUUUCCUUUUUCGAGCCUUAAGGAUUUUGUUUUUAUGACUUGGCAAUUUAAUUUGUUUGCACAGUUACACGUUACUGUGUUGAGAUAGAGUUGCAUUCUCCUAAAAAUAUAAUAUUUUAUCACUCUAAAUGUUUUAUCUACAUUUCAUGGUGUUUACUUUUAGAGGUUAUUCUCGAAAGGGAUCACAAAGCUUGAAUUAUUUCUUAUCUGAUUUUAUUGUUUAGAUAUUAUAAGGUAUUUUUUUCUCUUAAGGAAAAGGAGAGGUAUGUUUUCAAACAUUAGGUGUCAUUAACCAUGUACAAAUAAUACCAUAUGUCAAGAGAUAAGAAUGCUGACUAUGCACUGUUUACUUUUGUCAUCCUCUUUGCUGUUUCGAAAUAUAUAAAUGUUAGUCCACAGUCUUAAUUUCAAUCUCGUAGAAGUGUUUGUGCCAAGGUCCGAUUUGUACAUAAAAUCUGUCUUAUUUAGUCUCACAUUCUUUCCUUGUUUGUGAAAUAAAUAAGAUUGACCAGUUUUUAAAAAUUAUUUGUGCUCAUACCAGUCAUAGGAUAUUGGAAAUUACCUUGAUUCACAUGUUUUACAGGUGAAUAAGGUAAAAAUUGAAAAGUGAAUUGAAAAAUGAAAAGAAAGGUGCUCUUGUUAAUUAAAGUAAAAUCACAACAGCAAGUGUGUAUUUUAGAGGGUUUCAUAUUUUAUACUCCUUUUUAGCUUUGGUAAUUUGUAGUAAGAAAUCACAAAGCUAGACUUAUAGUCUGUAACCUGUUUUAGAAAUGUGCCAAGUUUUAGCUCCUGAAAGGAAUAACGGUUACUAAAAUGCUCAACUCAAGACAAACUUUUGUGGAAAUUAAAUGUUGUUCGAAAUUUCAUGCAAACAUUUCAUAAGUAGAAUUUAAUACUUUUUAAAUAUAUUACUUGGCCAAUUGUUCCUGACAACUGUGGAUUAUUCUUUGUGUUUGCAUAAUCACUGGUGCUUGUGUGAACUUUUGUAGUUCCAAGUUUUAAUGCUAUGCAGUAUGCAUUGGUUGCACAAUGAAUUCAAUGAUGACUAUUGCUCUGUCACCGAGGACCCAUGAGAUGGUCACUCAGCGUACUGUGAGGCUCACAUCUUUUGGACCAUUGUAAUAGGGAGGAGUCUGCUAUCUCAGAGCCACUGAUUCACUCUUUUUUUCUUUUUGCUUGAAUGUUUCUUCAUUUUUAGCGCUUCUCGUAGUCAGACUCACAUUGUCAAAUAGACUUAAAAAUAAUAUCUCAAAAGACUUAAAAUGAGCUCAGCAGUAAAAUGAAUUCUUUUGUAAAUAAUUCAGACUUCAUGCCCUUGAUACCAGGUGCCUCUUUUGGAAGUAGAAAAUUGUGACUGUUUGUCUUUUCUUACUAAAAUCAUAACUGGUUCUCCAAAAUAUUCUGGUAGUAUUACUGAAGACAUUAUGUCAGAAUAUACUGCACACACCUGUACAUACAUAUACUAUAAUCCUGCAUGUGGUUUGAAAUAGCCAAAAUAUUAAUUUAACUUGGGCCUUCAAACAAAGACGUAGGACGGAUGGUGAUGUAAUUCUCACAUUUAUGGGGAAGAGUAAUAUUGGUGUCUUUUCUCUUUGUCCAUUGGGAUUGGUUUAAAACCUUUUCUUAUUGUUUUGUUGUUGUUUUGUUUUUUUAAAUUCUUUGACUGGAUAACAUUGUAGGCCUACCUGUCCAAGGAGAAUUUUGUGAACAAUUGUUUUUCUUUACAGGGUCCCCUCUAGUUGCCAUUUAAAUAUUGCUCGUUUAGUUCACUACAAAAAAAA
Molecule: messenger RNA, 7597 nt
Organism: Aplysia californica (California sea hare)
Lineage: Eukaryota; Metazoa; Mollusca; Gastropoda; Aplysiida; Aplysiidae
Product: importin-4
Exons: 29
Coding region: 217-3462 (1081 amino acids)
Biological process (GO): protein import into nucleus
Cellular component (GO): nucleus; cytoplasm
Molecular function (GO): nuclear import signal receptor activity; small GTPase binding
Source: RefSeq, a predicted model, not a curated record